Messenger RNA from Salvelinus fontinalis (brook trout), 10935 nucleotides. RefSeq lists its product as uncharacterized. The record is from RefSeq and is a predicted model, not a curated record. Gene Ontology annotation, molecular function: protein dimerization activity; DNA-binding transcription factor activity, RNA polymerase II-specific; RNA polymerase II cis-regulatory region sequence-specific DNA binding. The transcript has 21 exons. Gene Ontology annotation, biological process: cell fate specification; regulation of transcription by RNA polymerase II; positive regulation of DNA-templated transcription. Lineage: Eukaryota; Metazoa; Chordata; Actinopteri; Salmoniformes; Salmonidae. Bases 2195 to 9700 code for a protein of 2501 amino acids. Gene Ontology annotation, cellular component: nucleus.
CCAUCAGCAGACAGACAUAAAAAAAGACAGACUAUCACCAGACAGACAGACAUACAGAAACAUAUUAUACAGACAGACAGGUAGACCUAAGACAGACCGACUAUCGUCAUACAGACAGACAGACCAAAUAUGAGACAGACAGGCAAACAGAUGUCCAACAACCAAACAGACACACACAGCAGUAAUAUAGACUAAAUGUUUCCUUUUCCCCAAUAUAGGUGUUCAAAACAGAGCUGCCGCGCGUUUUUUUUUAAAUCGCAUUAUCAGUUGGACUAAAGAUUGAGUCGGUUGUCUUUCAUGCCUUUGUGUGGCCGUUGCACCUUAGAAACAGCCCGCUAAACCUCUGGAGGGAGCCUGCGAAACACAUACCAACCGAACCCAAGUGUGUGUGCCGCCAUGGUGACUCUUACGUCACACCUCGAGCACGGAUGUGUGUGUGUGCCUCCGUGGAGUGAGCAUUUAAAUAGAAUAGAUGUUCGAAAGGAGUGAGAGGUAGCCAAGAAGUGGAAGGACAUGCGCACGAUUUGAAGAGAGUCACAACACUAUCCGAUUCCUACACGAUUCACAAAGGUAGAGUCAAUUUGUGUAUUUGUUGGAUAUUGCACAGACUUGUCCGAGGCCAAGAAUUGGGCUCGAGCUCGAGGUGGUAGAUAUCCACGGGAUGGACUCCCGCUUUCCCUUGCGCUGGCGUGGUAAAUCACGCGCCAUUGCGGGUUGAUGUUGUGCAUGCGCCUUGGUCGACGGUGUGCAUGGUCGAUGCUACGUUGCGUGGCUUCGGCGGCCUCCAUUUGUGAAUUAAUGUGCAUACUCGAAGAUUAUUUUGAGGCGUUUUGUUUCGAUGACGGCACGCAACAGUUGGAGUUUGCGCUGUAGUAAUUGCUCUCCAAACAGCGCAACACAAACUAACGUUACGGUUGUGAAAGGUAGGCGUCAGUGAAUGGCCAACUUUGUAACUUGCUGACUAAAUACAUGGAGGCUUACAACAUGGCUUGGUGAGGACAGGGCGAAGGGUGGUGUCAAACAACUUUUAAGGGUUACUCCACUGGCCUGUGUUUUUUAAGAUAGUUCAUGGAAAACAAUGGUUUGUUUGAUAAGUGAGAAGAAAUAUGAUUUGGAAUAACCAUAUUUAACAAACAUUAGUGAUAAAACCUCCAAUAUCCUACGCAGGUCUAUACAUGAAAGGACCGUUUGCAUUUUUUCUGAACUUGAAUUGUCAAGAAGACUCCAAUGGGAAAUGUAAUUAAUUGCAUUUUAGCCUCUAACCUACAUUUUGAUUAAUGAAAAUGUGAAUUUGAAUGGACCUUUUGGCUAGGCUACUAGCAGGGUUGGGGAUGUUACUUCUAAGUGCAAUCAGCUAGUAGCUAGUUACCUAUCCAAAACUGUAAUCUGUAGUUUUUGGAUUACCCAAUCUCAAUGUAAUCUGAUUACUUUCACAUUAGAAAAAUGCAUUAGAAGAAGCCAAAAAGGAUCCAUCAAAUGCCUUUGGUGUGUUGUCAUAGUGGUCUCUAACUUGUGGUCAGAUUCUUUAAACCUGUGUCUUUUUUCAAUGCUGAAUUGAAUGUCGUUGAGAAAACAAAGGUGUCAGUGUAUUGGCAAACAUCCUUUCUGAAUUAAAAAUGAAUCCAAGAAGUAAUCUAGUUUUUCAAAAGUAUCUAAUCUGAUUACAAUUUUUUUUUGGUAAUGUACGUGGUUAAUUUUUUUGAAAUCAGAUUGCAUGUAACAGGUUACUCCCCAACCCUGGUUACCAGUGCGUACAAUUGUUAAACAUUUAGUCUAAUACUUUUUUAUAUUUUGUAACUAUUUUGUAAUGUUUUGUAGGCUAAUGUAGGCUUAGCUUGUCGGCUAGUAGACUAAAUAAUCAACUUAGAUUCUCACCAGAGGGUCUUGCAUUAAUUGUGCAGGUGAGUAGCUAGUCUCUGGUUUAGGAGCUGACGGAAGACUGUGUUCUCUGCCCGAGCUUUGGAGCAAGUUACCAAAUGAAGAGAGCAUAGAUGUCAACUGAAAAUAACCAUAGUUCAACUUGAUGUGCUUUAAACAAAAAGAAGAAUAGUAUACAACAUUUAAUACGGAGGACCCUACUGUAAUGGAGGAGUGGGUAGAGGACUUGGCUAUUACCACAUGAAUUUCACCUGACAGCGUCACCAGUAAGCCAAGCCUGGCCAACAAGAAUGGGGUGGAGGACCAAUCUGUAACCAUGACAGGCAAGGAUGCGAGCUUAACCAGCGUAACCAUGGCUUCAUCCACCGAUGCCAUAACAAACACUGAAGUCAACCUGGCUGUGGCAUCAUCCACACACAGUGAAGCUAACUUAGGCAUAGCUUUAUCCACUGACGCCAUUACAAACAAAGAAGCGAGUGGAACUAUAGCCUUACCCAUGUAUAGUAAGGCAAACACUGAUGAUAAGGCAGCCAUCCCACCCAUAGCAUCAGCAUCUCCAUCACCAGCUGCCACCAUGACAAACAGUGAUGCCAAACUAGCCCUCCCCUCACUGUUUUCAUCACCCGCUUUCAUCACCAGUAGCCCAGCCCCCGGAGGCCUGCAGCCCGAGGAGGGAGGCCUCUCAGCGGUGAGGUCAUGCGGCGGUGUGGGGGUCACUCUGGAGAACAGCAGUGUCUGGAAGGAGUUCCAUCGAUAUGGAACCGAGAUGAUCCUGACAAAACAGGGCCGGCGCAUGUUCCCCUACUGCCUCUACCACCUGACGGGUCUGGAACCAACACGCCGUUAUGCUCUUGUCCUGUCAAUCACACCCAUCGACACAUACCGCCAUCGCUGGAACCUGGAAUGGGAACCCAGUGGUCCUGGCGAACCACUCAGCCAGGCCUCACGCAGAGUCUUCCCCCACCAGGACUCAUCAGCCCUGGGGAAGGUCUGGAUGGCCAGCCUGGUCUCCUUCUAUAAACUCAAACUGACUAACCACUGCCUGGACCAGGAGGGGCAUGUGAUGUUGCACUCCAUGCACCGCUACAGGCCCAGUUUACACGUGAUCCCCGUCGCAGAUGGAGAAGACCUUGUCUUUGACCCUAAGAUGCUCUACCUCCAGCUUUUCAGUCCGAAGGUCAUGACCUUCACGUUUCCGCAGACAGAGUUUUAUGCUGUGACGUCAUACCAGAACACCAGGAUCACCCAGCUGAAGAUAGACUAUAAUCCCUUUGCUAAGGGCUUCCGGGAGGACAGCGGCAGCCCGCGCCUCACCAAGUCCAGGCCAGAGCAGUCUCAGGCGGGGAAGGGAGAUACCCGCUCCCCUGGUCUGAGCUCCGCUAGGCCCGAUGGUCGUAAGGGGACUGAGCAGAUUGUGACUGUGAGUGGCGUGGCUGAUCUCAGAACAAAUCGCUCAUUGUGUUGUAGCAUGAAGAAAGAUUAUCUCUCUACUACUCACCCUGUGGAGGCUGAAGUCUCAGCGAAGCUGAGGAGAGUUGCCCCUGGUACAGCCACUACAGCAGACUCCGAUGCCAGCCAGACUGACGUGUCUGCCAGUGAGGAGGGGAUAGAUCUUGACGAUAGUGACGGUGACCACGUCUUCCACAGACGGUACCUCCAAGCCCAGCUAGCCCUGUCUUCAGGAGCCUCCAGGCCUGGGGAGAGACAGGGGUCUGGGGAGGAGAGACAAGGUGGGGCUGGGAUGGACCCCUUCAUACAGGCCAGCCUGACUGCUAACACUCAUAAUGCUACACAGUAUGCUGCGUUACACACCAACAGCUGUUCAAAGCCUUCAGAAUCUUCCACUGUAGAACCGAUGAAGUCUGAGGUUCCGUCCUCAAAGAAGGUUACGCUUGUAGAACCCACCAUGACCUCGCCCAUUUUGGUUGCCGAACCUCAAGAGGGCAAGGCUGCCAGCUUAACCCCUAAAACAUCCAAAUUACAGAAGAUCGCUCCCAAACCUAGCCCCUCACCUUCACUUCCAACCCCAACCACCUCACCCUUUGCUGUCCCAAAGCCAUGGAAGAAGGGGCGGAAAUCAGGGGGCAAUCGUUGGGGCAAUGCAGGAAAAGUCACUAAGGGGACUAAGGUGGCGAAAGCGGCUGUCACGUUAACAAGCAGCCCGGUAACUGUCGCUAUGCAGCCUCAACUGGACGACGUGGAGGGUCUACUUUUUGUGUCCUUUACUUCCAAGGAAGCUCUUGGUGUCCAUGUGGAGGAUAUGCCACCAAGUAACACGUCACCAGUCGUGCAGGAAUACCCAGAGAGAACUGAUGGAAGCAGGUCCUUUGUCUCCAGGACAGGGAAGACCAGUGACCUGACCAAAAUCAAGGGCUGGAGGGACAAGUUCAUCAGGACCAGAGUGUCCUCUCAGAACCAGAACCGCUCUGCCUUCUGCAGCGAUACGCUCGACCAGUACCUGGAGAGAGAGGCCCAGCGAAUCAGAGCCUGCACCGACGCCUUCUCCCACAACCCCCUGGGCUCCGUGGCCUAUCAGCUACCUGUGACCAGCUACGUGCGGACCCAGGAGAGCGUUUUGAAGAUGCGCGCCCCUCCGCCUCAGCCACCUGCCUUCUGUAGACCCUGCCCCCUCUCCCCGAAACCUCUUCUGUACGCUGCUCUAAAGAAGCCCCCUUCACCUAUCAAAGACCACGUGACCCCUCCUAAAGCAGCCAAGUCCAAACCAAACCAUGCACCACCACAAGGGAAACAGCACCAUAUAACACCAGAACAGGGCAAAGGCAGAUUCGCCUCUGUAUUACGGCCCAUUCAGGUCUCCAACAGUAACAAAACAACUGCUGCUGAAGCUACAGCUGAGGUGAAAGUCACCAGCCCUAAUGCACAAAGGUCACUUCCAGGUAAGGAGGCAGUGAGGAGGGACACCAGCCCAGGAGGAAGCCUCUCCAGCGGGUUGAGUGGCCUUUCUAAGAUCCAGCUGAAAAUGAUGGAGAUGGAGGAUGCCACCUUCUACCAGGGACACGACAGAACACACAUUACUACUGAGAGGGUGGAGACGGCCCUGAUGGCCCUGCUCACUGCACAGGGUCUUUCUAAGAUUAGAGCCCCCAAUGCCAGCCCAGUGGAUGGUCCAGAGUGUGGUUCUGAGUUCUGCAGGUUGGGGUGUGUGUGUUCCAGCCUGGCCCGGGUGUCCAGGGGUCCACUCCACUGCUACAGGCCAGACUGUAUGUUGGGCUGCUCCUGCUUCAAAUGCAAGAUCACCAAACAGACCACAGCAGCAGAGAAUCACCAGAACCAGAUGCUUCCCGUUUACACUAUGUCUAAGGUGGACCAUGAGGUCCAGCCCAAUCGAGGCAUCCGCGUCUUUACCCUGUGGGACCUCACCUCAGGGGUGGACCCAGAGCCCCUCUUCAUCCCCAAAACUGCUGCCAACAUACCCAUCAAGCCUCUAACCAGGAUCUACCACCUUGGUUACAUCCCUCGUCUCACCCCUAAGCUGCGAGAGGAGGACAAGGACCCAGUCCACAAGUACGUUGAGAGUGUGAUGACGUGUGCCAGCGUCAGAGAGUUCAACACCAAACCCACUCCCCAGGUGCUGCCACCACAGGUGCACCUAUUCAACGACAGUAGCGGUUUCAUCAUCCCCAGCAGCGGAAAGAAGAAGAUUGCUGCCGUCCUCUCACCUCCAACUAAACCAGUUGUACCAAUGAAGAGUCCUCCCAGCCAGGCCAAGAAGCCUGAAGGUCCUCCUGAGCCCACCAUAGAGCUGGAGAUCCAGUCAGAGUGUAACUGGGACCAGCAUCAGAAACUGGUCCUGGGGGUUCUGUGUCGACGCAUGACCCAGAACCGUCUGUCCGAACCCUUCAACAUCGGCUGCUACCACGUCCGCCUCCUCUCCAACACACACACAUGCAAGGCCGAGGGCAACAUCAUCAUAUUCAAGGUGUGCAUCAGUAAGGCUAAAGACGACAAAUCCGAUGAUGUUGACCAAUCCGAUAGUGAAGUCACAGAUGACAGUGAUGAAGAUGAGAAGGAGGAAGAGGGCAUCCCUGAGCCUGAGAAGCCGGAGGUGCAAGUCGGCGUGACUCGCUUUCUGACUGGAGUGGUGCCAGCAGGCAGACUGAGAGCCAGGAAGAAACCACCAGCCUGUCCUGCUGUAGGACUCAUCCAGGUGAACGGUAAAUCAUACUCCCAGGCCCGGCUGCUGCUGGGGCAGAUGGGAGCUCUGCACCCGACCAAUCGGCUGGCCGCGUUCGUCACCGGAAGGUUGCGCUCUGUAGCGAAGGCCACUCAGAAGCCUCUCUCCUGCUCACCCAGGUUGAAGAAAACACCUGGGGGUGCUGGGUGCUUCAAGACAGCAGGCACAGCUGUUACUCCUUUAGGCAGUAGUAGUGUUACAUCUUUGUCUAUGGCCCAGAAAGUAUUCCAGACACCAGCAGGGAAGAACACGCUUCCUCCCUACAAACCACCAUGGUCCCUAGGUGUCACCAAAUCUAAAGGAAAAACCUCCACUAGUCAAACCACCACCAACAAAGACCCUAAAGACCCAGCCGGCUCUCACCUGCUGCUGAUCCCCAUGGCCCCUCCUGCCCCAGGCACCUCCCCAGGCUCUCGUCCUGGUGUGGUGCCCCCUGUAGGGAAGAAGAUGCUACUACAGACAGUCGCUUCCUCCCAGGGCUGUAAAACGUAUCAUCAGACCAACGGACACCUGAUAAAACCGCUACCUCUGAAUCAGAUAUGUCACAUAAAGGCCAAGAAUCAAAAAAAUAUCCCUGGUUCUGCUAUCAAGCCGUCUACCCGCAAAACACUCCCCCCUCCCCCCCAUCUCACCUCCAUCCACCACCCUCCCCACUCCCCCCACAUCAAAUUCAUCACAGGCCAGUCAGGUGCCUUCACCCCAUCCCAGACCUCAUCGUCUUCCCCUGUCUCUCUGACCAUCUCCUCCUCCCUGAAGACCCCUAGCUUCCUGGGCCAGAUUGGGACCUACUCCUUCAGGAUCUGUUCACCUAUUGCAGGGGACCAGGGCACAAGGGGCCCAGGCCAGGGCACCAUGGAAGGCCCAGCCGGAGUGGCCCUGCCUGGGGGCUUCACCCUCAUCCAGCUCCCUAAAUCUGUAGGUACUGAUGGUGCUCCCCGGCUACCCAAACUAAUCAGAACCACAGCUGUGGGUGAAGCGGUAGCAGCCAGAACUUCGCAGCAAGGAGUGCCUCAUCUGGAGACCAAAUCUUCCUCUGGACCUGCAGGUGGAAAGGCCCAGAAGAACCAGAAAGGAACCUCUUCUCCCUCACCUCUAGCCUUGAUAGAAGUUCAAACGGAGACUGUGCAAUCUGCAAAACUCUCCUACACCCCAGAGUUAAAUACCAAUACACCUGACUCCAGAUUAGCUCUAGCCCAGAAGAAACAGAGUCUGACUCAGUCAAAGGGCCUUAAAUCUGACCUUAGAUCAGCCAAAGUCAACUACUCUAGUCCCACAGAGCCCAAUGAGUUGACCUGUGAUGUGGGGGAGGGCUCGCGACCAUGGAGCCCAGAAUCAUGUCAGAAAGACACAAAGUUCAGUCCGUUUACGACUCUGAGAAUGCAUGAGAACGGGCAUCCUGAUUUUAAUGUUGAGGACUCGGAUUCAGAUCCGGGCGACUCGUCGGAUGACUCGGAUUCCGACAGUGAUAAAUAUGCCGAGGAAGAAGAGGAGGAAGCGGUUGACAUUGAGACGGUGGAGGAGAGGAGACGGGGCAUCACCGUCCCUCAGAUGAGGGCCGCUGUCAAACACACACAACAAAACAGUCAGGAUGAGGAAACAGCACCAAAGGAAACGCGUCAGAGGGAAAAGAGAGAGGAGGGGUCUGGCGAGGGAGGGGGUCGUAAGAACCGUACCCUGACGGAAAGGUUGCGUCGCGGCGAGCAUCAGGAACUCUUCACCAGACUCAAACAGGUGCUGUUCAUGGAAAAACUGGACCCCAAGGUCUCUAAGCUUCACCUCCUUUCACAAGCUUUGAAGGAGAUUCGUACCCUGUCGGUGGACUCAGAGUCUCUGGAGGAGAACAAAAGGAUGCUGACUGAGAUCCAGUCUGUCUAUGUCAAGGAGAUUACGUACAUUUCUGGGAAGUCAGAGGAGCAGAUCAAGGCCAAGCUGAAGGAGAUCUGGGAGAAGAAGAGAGCUCUAGCUGCCCAGAGAAGAGCAGAUGUGCCCUGUACCUCUGUCCAUGUCUCCUCUACCUGCCAGCUCUCAUCCACCGCCUUCACCCUUAGUCCCAACACCCUGACAGCAGGAGGAGUGGUCUGCCCAGUGAAGGUUAUGAAGAGACCAUCAACAGUCACCUCCCUCUCCUCCACCACCACCUCAGCAGCCAAGGAGGCUGUGAAGAAGGAGGGCGCUGAGGAAAAGGAGUGUACACUCCGGAUUAUCCACCCCUCUCAGCCCCUCUCGCAGACCCCUAGCCUACUGUGCUCUGCGUCUGCCACUGACCCCGAGAAGAAGUACCAGGGUAGAGUGUCUGGGCAGGCUGAGCAGUCCUCAGACAGCCCAGCAGAGGAGAGGCCAGAGGUAGGUAAGGAGGAACCACAGGCCCCUGUCUAUAAUGGAUCCAUGGAAGAAGAGACUUCCACAGAGAAGGACAACAUAUCAACUCCUACAGAGAAGAAGUCCCUUGUCAAUAGAAACUUGAUCAAUAGGCUUUCUGUUAUGACGUAUCCCCUCGUGGACAGCGCUCCCCUAAACAGUGUCAUCUGGAGGCCAUUGGAGAAACCGCAGGCGGUGGGUAAGCGUGAUCCAGGAGGCUGGGGCCUGUCUCUGACCAAGGGAGAGGCAGCCGUACUGGUGAAGGCUCUCUCUGAACACGAGGGCAUAGUAGUGGGACGGAAGGGAAAGGAUAGUACGGUCACACCGAAGCGCGAGGAAAACCUGGUCCAACACAAUGGAAAGAAGAGCUCUGUGACACUGAAGGGCAAGAGUAGCUCAGUCACACAGAAAAGAAAGGAUAGCUCAGAACUACAAAAAGAACAGGAUAGCACAACGUCUCAGAAAGAAACUAACAACUUGGUCCCACAAAAAGGAGAGGAUAGCUCGGGCCCACCGAAGGAAAAUUAUAGCUUUAUCACUCAGAAAGCAAAGGACGGCUUGGUGACAUCAAAGGAAAAUGAUUGCUUGCUGACACAGAAGGGAGGGGGAGGCCUGGCAGAUGGCUUUGAGGCGCCAACUGUGAAGAGAACACGACGACCGCCGCGCUUGGACAUUAAAUCCCCACCAACUGAACAUAUCACUACUACCCCUGUGGCAACGACUGGGGGUGGCCCGGCCAACGUUACACAAGCCACGGGUAGUGCCCGUACCCCAGUGUCUCGACCUGGGGGUAUUCUUGUGACUAACACCGGGGAUGGUGAAAACCAACUAACCCCAAGGGAACCUACGAGGCAGGGUAGGACUCCUAAAGUACGACGGGUUGGGUUUACUACUAGUCCUGUGGCGAUGACUGGGCCUGGAGGUAACUCGGCCAAAGUGACUCCAGCUGGGGGUAUCCCUGUGAAGAGAGCUGCCAGUAGCCCUGCCACUCGGGGUAGGCCUCCUAAAGUACGGAAAGCUGGAGAUAGCCCUAGCCCGGCCCCUGGAACUCGGGCUGGGUUAAGCCCUGUGGUGAAGACUGAUGGCAGCGCAGCCAAACCAACACGGGGAGAUAGCCCGGCCAGGACAACCCGAGCUGGAGUUAAUAGCUCUGCAGCAAUGACUAAAGGAAGCCCGGGUAAAACACCACAGGCUAUAGGUCGGCCUGGAACACAGCCUGUGACCCGCUCUGUCGGGGGGAAGAGGACAAUGAGGUCUGACAAGGCCUAGUGGAGUUGAGACUAAGGCUGCAUUUCCACACUGCCUCCAUUGGUCCAUCUUGAUACAGUGUGGCUCAGUUGGUAGAGCAAGUCUACUGUAAGUCGCUCUGGAUAAGAGUGUCUGCUAAAUGACUCAAGUGUACAGAAGUUGUCUACCUCGUUUCCUCUCCUUCACUCCAAGGAUGAUGCAUUUCAGCCUAGUUCCAACCAGAGGAACAAGGGAAUCAUACUCAACACGUCACGUCAACAGAUGUGUCAUUAACUAACUCUCAUUAAAGGCUGCACUCAGGUUCAGUAAUCCCAUUGAGACCGCCACAUGUGCCUGUUCACAAAUCCAAAGGACCCUGGACAGUUGUUUGUGUGAGUUAACCCUGUCUCAGCUUUAGUACUCAUUUGCCUGCCUGCCUACUUGUGAAUACACAACAAAGCAGACAAUAAUUUACACCUACAGACAGUCAGUUUUCAGAACAUCUCUAGUCAUUGAGCGAAACGUUAAAUGAAUGAACUGUAUGCAUGUAUUGACGGUUUGGCUGCCGUUUCAGUAGUUGUAAAUGGGACAUUAGCCCCAUGUUGGGGUGAAUGUGGGAUGUCCUACUUUUUUGGUGAAGUCAAUAUUGUUUUUAUGUUGUAGAAAGUUGAUUCCUUGUGUUAUUUAAUCAUCAAACCCCUGUAAUUGUUGAAGAUAAGUUCUAGGGAAGGUCUGUACAACAAUAAUGAACUUGCAUGACCACAAAACAGGUCAAUUACUUUCUGGUCCAUUUUGAAGUUUCCAAUAGGCCCUAAUCUUUGCAGCUGAAAAUCAUUGAUUUCAGAUACAACAUUCAUGUGUUUGUUCAUGUCAAAAACCACAGUAAAUGUUAUUUCUAUGCCACUCUAAAGACGAUGUAUUAUAGCUGCAAUUGUUGUGUCCAGUCCUUUUAAAUACACUCUUAAUUUCAUUACCAGGCUCUUGGGAGUUUUCUCAUAAUUAGUACUUUUAAGUCUUUAGCGAAUAGAAUUUCUACUAUUCCUUUUAUUAUUUCUACACAGUCACAACCAUAAAUAUUAAACUUUUAAAAGUUGAAUAUUUUAAUUUGCCUUAUGAAUUGCUUCCCUGUCUGUUUUACAAUGGACCUCCUCGUUCAAUGAUUCUCAUGUCUGAUUUUUGAGGAACUUAUGCAUAACAUGUCAACAUUUUUGUUAUUUGACAUUGGUUUCAAUCUUGUGUGUCAAAAGCAAUCACGAUUAAAGCCUACUGUGAGUCUG